Messenger RNA from Scleropages formosus (Asian bonytongue), 4974 nucleotides. RefSeq names its product clustered mitochondria protein homolog. The record is from RefSeq and is a predicted model, not a curated record. The transcript has 26 exons. Gene Ontology annotation, cellular component: cytoplasm. Gene Ontology annotation, molecular function: mRNA binding; protein binding. Bases 313 to 4482 code for a protein of 1389 amino acids. Lineage: Eukaryota; Metazoa; Chordata; Actinopteri; Osteoglossiformes; Osteoglossidae. Gene Ontology annotation, biological process: intracellular distribution of mitochondria; organelle organization.
GGGCUGUCGGAGGGAGGUUGGGUGCCUUCGGUGCGAGAGGGAGUCUUUACUGGGGCCUGGAGCAGACACACCCCAGGGAAGGGCCAGGUGAGGCCACGCGGCCAUUGGAGUGAGACGGGGAGAGGAAAGAGGAAGCUCAGGGUUCGAAGGCGGGGUGGCCGUAGAGAAGGGAGCAGAUAAGGGCAGGCGAGGCGACGGGACGAGACGAGACGAGAGCGACGCGAGAGGAAAGGAAGGGAAAAGGGAACAGAGCUGCUGCUGCCUGGAGAGAAGUUUGAGACCAGAGGUGGAAAAGGCCUCGUCUACAGCAGCAUGAAGGACAAGGUGCGGCCUGGGGGAGGAAACGCUGUGGAAGCGGUGUCUGUCGGUGGAAGCACAACCAUGGGACUCAAGCAGACUGAACAGGAGGACAGUGACUCCUUUCCCGUGAAGGUCCAGGGGGCAGGUGUGGAACCCUUUGAGCUCCAGGUCCAGGGGUUCUGGCUGGUCCAGGAUGCUCUUCUGGCCGUGAUGAAGCGGGACGAGGUGGCUCCACGAACCUGCCUCUCCUUGGCCCUGUCAGGGGCCACACUGGACCCCUUCGUUGAGCUCCGGACCAUGAAGGGCCUCAAGCCAGGGGCCACACUGCGAUUGGUGGAGGAGCCCUACACCCCUCGAACCGCCCGUGCCCACCUGGCCCACCUCCAGGAGCUCCUCAGGGCCCCAGGUCCCCAUGAUGCCUUGAGGGAGGGCUGCUCUCCCAGUCUGCUCAGCACGCUCUCUCCUACACCUGGCACAGAGAGCCCCGCAGCGGGUCACCCUGGGAAGGCGCCAAAACGGCCCGGGAACGAGCCGAAGUCUGAGCAGCAGAGCCCAGAGGGAGUGCCACCGGACUACGUUCUCCCCGGUUCCAAAGAGCGCCCCCUGCUGCCUCUGCUGCCCAACGGCAUGCACAGCGAGGUCCCAAACUGCUUGACAGACCUGUCACUGAGCUCAUGGAACCCGCCCCCCGGACCCCGGAAACUUCAGGGCGACUUCCUAUACAUCACUGUAUGCACCUUAGAGGGGCGGUGGUGUGACAUCACAUCCUGUCCUAGAGGAUUCUUUCUUAACAGGUCCACCCUGGACAUGUACGACCCUCGGGCCGCUUCCUCUUCUCCACCUUCGCACUGUCUGGCUGAUCUUUUGUCACAGCUCAGUUCCGGGUUCAAAAAGGGAUUUGCUGCCCUCAGAAACCGGUCUCUGCUGCCCCCCCUUGAAAAUAUGCCCACUCCGUACCGGACCCUCAGCUGGCUGGGACCCCCCUCAGCCAUACGAGGCCAUCGCAGUUCAUUUUCUGCUAGACUGGGACUGGAGGACCAUGCUGGAGCACAGGCUCCAGACUGGAACGAGGAACUGCAGGCAGCUAGAGACCUCCCGCUGGGCAGCCUGGAGGAGCGACUGCUGCGGGACCGAGCCUUGCUGCAGGUUAACAGCGCCUUCGUGUGGGCGGCCGCGCAGGGGGCCGAGGCCGCUAUCGACGGCUGCGUGGCUCCCAUCGGUGGAGGGGACGAGGAUGCGGCCUUCCUGUGGGGUGGCGUGUUUCUCAGCCGCGGGGGCAGCAGUAACGGUGCCGUUCCCGGGGCAGAACGCAGCAGGAGGGCGCUGCAGCGGCUCGAGCUCAAGGGCGUGCAGGCCUACAGUGACCUCGGGGGGGCGCUGCAGGGUCUGCACACGCUGCCCACUGCCGUGGUGGACUACCGAGGCUUCCGGCUCUCUGCCCAGGGCCUGGCGCCGGGACUGGAGAGCUCCGCGGGGCCACAGGGGACGCCCAAGGGUCUGCUUUACGGGGUCUCCGCUGGCAUUCACGAGGGUCCCCAGCGGCGCAAACUGCUGGAGCUGCUGGCCCAGGCAGCCAAGAGCCUGUCGGUGCAGCGUCAUGCUGUGGUGGGUCCCAGCGGCAACCAGGUGCCCCUCUUCACCUCAGCCCACACCCAGGGCCUGAUGGGAGCAGACGGCAGACUGUACCUGGUGAACCUGUUCCACGUGCAGCCCGUAGAUGCCAACUUUGAGCUCCCCGGAGGUGCGGCGGACAGCAGCCAGGAGCAGGAGGGCUGCGCUGCCCCCUACUGGGCAUCCUGGGGAUUUCCUCGCAGCUUCCCACACCAGCUGUGCCAGCUGAGGCCUGAGCUCACGCAGGCCUUCAUUCAGCACAAGACAGCCCAGUUCUCCCAGUGUGUGAGGCACAGGAUGGAGGAGAACGGUGGGGUGGAGGAGUGCACGCAGCCUGGAGACCCACGCGGGACCGAAGCGGUGCGAGCGGCCUGCAAGGACGUCGGUUCCGUCAGCGACAUCAUCUUCGAGAUGCGCUUCAACCCGGACGUCUUCUGCCCAGGCGAGUGUUUGCGCUCACAGACCUUUGUGCACCACACCUGCCUAGGAGUGGAGUUCCCGAACUCGGAGGGCAGCGCCGUGCGGCUGCAGAAAAGACUCCUGCGGGAGGCUGCUGCCUUCCUCGUCACGGAGCAGAUCCCCGCCUUUGUGGAAGACUGCCUGCACUUCCGGGUCUGCCCAGUGGAUGGCGUCACUCUGUGCCAGGCCAUGCACCAGAGGGGCAUCAACCUGCGCUAUCUGGGCCAGCUGGCCCGAGUGCUUGACCAGUCGGAGGACAAAGAGCGGCUGAGGCACAUCACGAGACUGGUGUACGGAGAGAUGGUCGUUCGCUCGGCCCGGCGGAUCCUCAACCCUUAUCUGCAGGCUGUCGAAGUGUCCAGCUUGUCGGCCGCUGUCAGCCACUUCCUGUGCUGCUUCCUGGCGCCACAUUUCCCAUCUGUCACCGCGGCCGAAGAGCCCAAGAAGCGCUCCAAAAGGCGUGGCCGAGGGGGCGGGGCAUCAGCCGAAAGCACGGCGUGGAGCGCGCUCAGCGGAACCGAGCUGUGGAGCCUCUUAAACCAAGACGCUAAGGAGACCUACCACCUGUCUCACAGCCUGGGGUCCAGCGCCGACGACCUGGUGGCGCAGUACGGACUGCAAAAACUGUCUCUAUUGAGAGGGCUGUGCCUGCGGGCCGGAAUACAGCUCCGCUUGAGAGAAUACACCCUGGACAGCAGCAGCAAGGCCCCCAUCAGUCCUGAUGACAUCCUCAACAUCUUCCCUGUGGUCAAGCAUGUAACCAUGGCAACCAGCGAUGCCACCCAAGCAUUCCACUCUGCUCAGAAGAGCAUUCAAAAGGGACAGCUGUACCGCGCCUACGAGCAGCUGAAGGAAGCGGCGUACCUGUUCAGCCGCGUGUGUGAUGACCUGCAUCCGGAAACCUGCGCCUGUCUCAGCUCUCUGGCGCGGCUCGCCUACCUGCAGGGCAACAGCACCGAGGCCCGCAGCGUGCAGUUCAGAGCGGUGGUGGUGAGCGAGCGUAUCCUUGGGUUCGACCACCCAAGCACCAUCCAGGAAUAUGUUCUGCUGGCUGUGUACGUGUUCGCUGGCCGAGAGCUGUCGCUGGCGCAGCGCUGUCUGUACCGGGCGCGACUGCUGAUGCUGCAGGUGCACGGAGAGGAUCACCCAUACAUGGCCACCCUAGACAGCUCCUUAGGCCUGGUCCUGCAGGGGGUGCUGUCCGUGCAGUACCUGCAGAGCGCACUCCGGCUCAACACCCUCUUCCGUGGGGCCGACGACCUGCACACUGCUCUCAACCACCACCUGCUGGCGCAGAGACUGUGCUGCGUGGGUGACUACCGGGGGGCCAUGGCCCACGAGAGAGACGCGCUCGCCAUAUUCCAGGCCAAGUGUGGACAAACCCACCAGCAGACCCUGUGCAGCCUCGACUUCCUGCAUGCCAUUACCCAGCAGGCCGUGCGGAUCGAGCGCUCCCUGCGGCAGGGCGGAGCAGAGCUGACGGACACAGCGCCCCCCGAUAGUCUGACUCCCUCGGUUGAAACGACGCUGGAGCAGCUGACGCUUGUCAACGGGAUCCUAAAAAUAUCCGUCAGCGAUAAUAUCCUGGAACUGAAAGAGAAGCUGAUGGAGGCGAUGCCCUCCACCGUCGUGAAUGAUGGGAAGCCUGAACCUGCAAGCACCAUCAAUGGGGAAGGGACAGGAAAGACUCCCUACAGGGAGGAAGAGUCGAUCACAGUAGGAGUCACUGGCAGUGAAAAGAUGCUCAACGGAGACCCAAAGGCAGACAUAGUGACGCCACAUGAGGAGAACCGCUCCGCCAACAUGCUGCCCUCCACCCAGGGAGAAGAUCCGUUCGGGCGUGGGCUCACCAACAACGUGGAGGCAAAGGCGCAAAAGAUGGAGCAGCCAGACUGCGGAGGGCUUAGCAAGGAACCUUGCGCAGGGGAUGAGCAGUCAGUUACAGCUCAGUGUGGGGAGGCAGCAAGCCGAGCGACCGACGGUCAGCCAGGACCCGAGAACGCACUGGCAGAAGAUUCUGGAAAGGGAGAAAUCAAUGGAGCUGGAGCAAUGGAUGAGGUGAGAUCAGCAGACCUGAACGGGGAAGGGGAGCGUCAAGCAACGGCCAACUGAACAAGUGAAACCAAGUGGGAACGGCAACUAGUCACCGGUGGUCCACCAGUUGACUUUGGGUUGGGGGAUUGUGGGGGGUUCAAAGAAUCUGGACCUGUGUGUGAGUGGGGGGGGGGGGGGAUCCAACUGAGAGGAGAAGAUUCCUCAUUGAGACUCUGCACAGGUCACCGAUCGCAAGGCAGCUCAGCUCAACGUUCACUAUCAUAUGCAAAUAUGUGUAGACGUGUGACCACUGACUGGGGAUGGGGGGGGUAUGAGGGUGAACGUUAAUCACCACAAGGGGGAGGUACCGUCACUGUAUGUAUUUGACAUUUGUAAUGACAAUCACAGACUGACACAGCUGUACUGCCCUUGUUACCCCAAUGAGCAGCUCUGUUCACUCUAUUUUUCAGUGGCUAUAAAGGCAUUUCCCUCUUUGGCACUCGUCACAUUUUAUUGUUACACAUUUUCACAAUCAAAGAACAUUCUGUCAACACACUCCAAAGGAUUUUU